Molecule: messenger RNA, 5082 nt
Organism: Dicentrarchus labrax (European seabass)
Lineage: Eukaryota; Metazoa; Chordata; Actinopteri; Moronidae
Gene: zdhhc14
Product: zinc finger DHHC-type palmitoyltransferase 14
Exons: 9
Coding region: 238-1773 (511 amino acids)
Biological process (GO): protein targeting to membrane; peptidyl-L-cysteine S-palmitoylation
Cellular component (GO): Golgi apparatus; endoplasmic reticulum
Molecular function (GO): protein-cysteine S-palmitoyltransferase activity
Source: RefSeq, a predicted model, not a curated record
GUGGGGGGGGGGUUGUGGACCCUGCGCGCGUGCGUCUGACCACGAGUGUGUUUGUUUACGAAAUAUUACAAAAUAAAAGCGGCUGGAUUAAAGAUGUCGGUUCUGCUUCUGUUCCGGAUCCUGACACCAGACCCUGACCGGGGGGCUCCUUUGGGGGGCUGACUGAACGCACCAGCAGCGCGCGCACAGCUCUGUUAUCAGUUCUUUAUUCACCUGUGGGCUCACCUGUGAGGACACAUGUCUCAGAUCCACCAUGCGGCUCUGGACCAGCAGCAGCAGCCGGGUCAGUACAACCAGAUCUGCACCCGCAGCAGCAGCGGCUCCUGCGCGGCCCCCAACGACGGAUCGGAGCCAGCCUGCCCCGGACACCGGAGCCGGACCCCCCGCAGGAAGUGGCAGGUGUUCCCGGGAAGGAACCGGUUCUACUGUGGCGGGAGGAUCAUGAUGGCGAGACAGACCGGGGUCUUCUACCUGACCCUGGUCCUCAUCCUGCUCACCAGCGGCCUCUUCUUCACCUUCGACUGUCCCUUCCUGGCGUCCAACCUGACUCCGGCCAUCCCGGCAAUCGGCGGCAUCCUCUUCAUCUUCGUGAUGGGGAUGCUGUUCAGGGCGAGUUUCACCGACCCCGGUGUUCUGCCGCGAGCCACGCCGGACGAGGCCGCAGACCUGGAGAGGCAAAUUGACUCGACGGGCUGCUCCAGACCUCCGCCUCGAACCAAAGAGGUUCUGAUCAACGGACAGACGGUCAAACUGAAGUACUGCUUCACCUGCAAGAUCUUCAGACCUCCUCGGGCAUCACACUGCAGCCUGUGUGACAACUGUGUCGAGCGUUUCGACCAUCACUGUCCCUGGGUGGGCAACUGCGUCGGACGGAGGAACUACCGCUUCUUCUACUUGUUCAUCCUCUCGCUCUCCUUCCUCACCAUCUUCAUCUUCGCCUUCGUCAUCACACAUGUCAUCCUCAGAUCCAACCGGACGGGUUUCCUGAGUGCGCUCAAAGACAGUCCGGCCAGCGUCCUGGAGGUGGUGGUGUGUUUCUUCUCCGUCUGGUCGAUUGUCGGCCUGUCGGGGUUCCACACCUACCUGAUCAGCUCCAACCAGACCACCAACGAGGACAUUAAAGGGUCCUGGUCCACCAAGCGAGGGAAGGAUAACUACAACCCCUACAGCUACGGAAACAUCCUGACCAACUGCUGUGCUGCUCUGUGUGGACCUCUGCCCCCCAGUUUGAUUGACAGGAGAGGGAUGAUCCAGUCUGACACGCCGCAGACCGUCUCCCAGACCAACGGGACCGGUGGCGGCAGCUACGCCUCCACGCAGCUCCGCAGUCACAUGUGUGAUCAGGAUCAAUGCAUCCAGAGCACCAAGUUUGUCCUCCAGGUUGCCACCACCCCUCUGCUCCACAGUGACCCAGUGGUUCUGGCCCCUCUGCCAGGGAAGACCACCACGCUGGGGGGCCCCUGCGCCUACCUGGCCCCCUCCCAGCCCUCCCUGCCGUCGUGCGGGGGAGACGUCCUGACCCUGAGGGACGCCGCCGCCGACUCCCACUGCCACCACCACCUUCACCAUCACCACCUUCACCACCACCACCACUUCGUCAGCCCGGAGGAGACGCCCUGCACCACGCCGCAGGGUGCCCUGCCCUGCCCCGCCCACCUGCACCUCCACCCGCACCUGUCCGUACCCACCCCCACCGCCCUGUACGACCCCUCCAGUCAGGACGCUCUGCACGAGGACUCUGUCAGAGGGCUGGUUAAACUCAGCUCCGUCUGAACCAAACUGACCACAUUUCUUUCCUUUAACGACGCUUCAGACUGCAGGUCCUCAUUCAACGUUUAAUCCACCUCAGUGUCAAAAAACAGCAAUUUAUUCUGACGAUUGUCUCGAAAUUUGGUAAAAACUUUCACUCGGCGAACAUUCGGAUGGAAACUUGAUUGAUGACGAGAGCAUGUGCGAGAGGCACCUCCGUUAUCUCAGUAAUCUACACUGUAAAACCAAAUAAGUUCAUUUAACUUUAUUCACUGAUCUUAGUGACGAUAGAGAUAUGGUGCACUGAAUUAGGUUGAAACACCUGAUAUCCUCUCAGUGAUUUAAGGAGUUUCCUGGUGGACAAAUAGCUUUUUACUUGUUGCUAAAAUAACCGAUAAUUUCUGUUAACUGUGGCUGCCGUUAGCUUCAUUAGCUCUGCAGCUAGCGGCCCCCACUCUGCUCCAUUCUCUGGUUGGUGGUGGUCCAAACCUCCUGUCCUAGCAACACAAACACCCUCCCCUGGUCAAACUGUCGGGACAAGUAUCCCUGUAUCAUGACCGCUAACUGAGAUAACGAAGGUACCUCCUGCAGACGGCCGCCAAAGUCUGCAGCCGAGUUUCACAGGGCAAAUAUUUACAAUAACGCUCUCUGAAAUGGAAAUACUCAAGUAAAGAAGCAGAAACUCCAAACUACUCCAGAAUUACAUUUGACAAGCGGGCGAUUUCCCUUUUUACGACAAACAUUAAGUCGUUUUUUAAAACCCUCUGGAGUCCAGCUUUAAGUUGUGUCCUCACUCCACUUAAACAAAGUAAAAUGACACAGGCGCCUAUAAAAGUUUACUUUUUAUUUAUGAUAAGCACUUAAAAUAUUAUUAUAGACAUACAGUAGAAACAAUUAAAACUAAAAUAUAAUCUAUUUACAUGUAAAGUGGUUUAAACUUGUUUGCAUCUGCCUGUAAAUCAAUAAUUUAAAGUUUGAAUUUGAAUUUCUUUCCAAAUGUUCUGCAGAUAUAAAUAGUCGUCAGUUGGUUUGUCUCAGUUUUGUCUUUAUAUGAGCUAUAAAUAAAGUUGUUACCAUGAAUAAUAAAACAUGCUCAGAAGAUGAAACUCCAGAGGGUUUUAAACAAAAAUAGAACAAAUGCAGACGCCAGCGACCAGAAUAAACAAGACACAAACACUGUAAACGAGUGAGGAAGUACAGUCAGGUGUUUGUUUCUCUUUCUGUUUGCUCUUCAGAAGAUCGGAGAAAAUCAAAAACCUUUCGGAUUUCUUUUCGCCCGUCAUCUGCAGGACCAAAGUCAUAUUAAGUUCCUCCCUUUUUCAUACUCCUCUGUGGUCUUUGGUGAAGUCUGUUUCCUAAACAUUUUAUCCAGAAUAAGCUACUCCGGUGCCAAACGGAGGUCCGGCUCCAGCCACAGUCGGACCGGGACCAAAAGGACUCUUUUUAUUAAAGCGAAUUAAGCGGUUGAUUGAGGCGACGUGUUUCUCACUGAAUGAAGAUAAACUUAGACUGUUAUUGUCAGACGAGCUGACUGAAGCUUCAGGUUUUCAUUCGAGGACAAAACGAAGCAGGACUGAGUUUCCCAGAAACAUCUGCAGACCCGAGUUCAUCAGCAACACUGCCAGAUGUUCAGCAGGAGUUCACCUUGUUAAAGGCUCAGUCACACCCAAUUUAAAACAACCACAUUUCAAUUACUUUGAAUGUCCAACAGCACGCCUUCCUGACAGAGCUGACCUUUGAGUGAAGCUCAGCUAUCGUAGGUUAUUAGCUGUGUGUCAUCGUCCAGUUUUGUUGAAGCUUCUCUGCCAGAGUUUAAACGGUUUACAGAGACAGGAGGACUGAGCGAACAAGCUUGUUAAAUAACCUUUAGCAACCUUUUUAGCUCAGAUAGUUUUAUUUCCCCUCCUCAACUUUUUUAUUGAAUCAAUUAGUGAACAAUUAUGAACGACUCUGUCUCCUAAAAAAUGUACUCUUCGUAAGUCCCGCCCCUUUUUGCUCUGUGCUACAAUAACUGUGAGCAAACCUGGGCCUUCACUCAGGUGGAGUCACCUGAAGCUCCAACGCUGUUCAAACCCACAAAACUUUAUUUAAAAGUCUAAUGGAGAUCUCAAAUGUGUUUUAUGCUUUAACAAUCAGAGAGGAAUAGCAACGUUAAGCUAAGAGACUGUGACUCGCUUGUUUCCAGCGUGUAAGUGCAGCAUGAGGAAUGUCAGUUUUUAUUUAUUUGCUCUGACAGUUAAAUGUUGCAUCACUUGAUUUAAUUCCGUGCUUUUAUUUUGAAGGUCAGAUACAUAUUCUAGAUGCUUUAGUUUGUCAUUGGUUUCACAAUUUGUUGAUUUAAUGCAAAUAUUUUUUAGAACAUCUAUAUGUGACCCCCAGGAGUCUCUGCUACCUUUAAUUAAAUAAAUAAAUAUACAGUAUUUUUUACUUUUUCUCCACCAGUUGUUUAGCAUUGUGGAGAAACUGCCUUUAGAUCUUAAUGUUGGGACAAUAAUAAGAUAAUAAUAACUGUAAACAGUUUACAGAUAGUAACAUUGAAAAGAAAAUAAUAAAAUAAAAAUAUAAACAUUUGGCCUUUAUUUGUUAUAUAACCUCAGUAUUUCUGAGUUCCUGGUUACAACCCAGCUUGUGCUCAUGUUUCAUUAUGUUUACAUUUUUUACACUUAAAGUUCAUCAAUUAAACAACAAAGUUGAAAUUUACCUGCGUCCAGGUUGUUUUAUUGUUAUGUACAGCUGGGAGGUAUUGACAAAAAUGUGACAUAAAUAUAAAUAAAUCAAUGUACUUAGUAAUUGUAGGCCAUUUAUUGUGGAAACUCUGUGGCAGCUGUCAGCGAUGUGAGAUUCAAUUAAAAACAAUAAAUGCCUUAUUUUUUAUUUUAUUUAUUUAAUAUGAGAUCUGCCCCCCCCGCCCGAUGUUGGGUUUCUUGACUCGCUGCAGGGACAAAACGCUGGAUCUGAUCUUUUCUAUGACAGGUGAGGAAUGCUCACCUGGGUGCUGCCUUCUGGGAAAUGUAGGCAUCAAACUGCAGAUCGGCUUUAAGGGUUGAAGGCAGAAGAGGUGAACUGUGGAGUCCAGAUGUUGACGGGUUCAGGACUUUGUGAAUCCUCAUGUUGUCUUCACUCUGGUGAUGAUGUAACAGAUGUUAUUAUCCAAUCAGCUUCAGAGACACCUGGUGAUCGGACUAUUGAUAACAUCGACUCUGCAUUCAGUUUAAUUAUAAUGAAAUAAAAAACGUGCACAGAUUGUAGUUUUGUGCCAAGAAUUUCUCCUCCACCUCCAGCUGUCACAUUAACAACUGUGGAUUUCAAUAAAACACACUUUUUUAAAAGGAA